This is a messenger RNA of Symbiodinium pilosum, 318 nucleotides long. Lineage: Eukaryota; Dinophyceae; Suessiales; Symbiodiniaceae. The record is from the annotation of a GenBank genome assembly.
GCUGCCGAGACGGUGAGCCCAGAUGCAGCUAUCGUUGAGGAGAAUGAGCGCUUGAAGAGGGAGAUCGAUGCCGCCCAGAGGCGGGCUGAGUCUGCGGAGGCGUCCCAGAAGGAAGCCAUUGCCAAGCAAUCCGAGUUCCAGAAGCUCAAUGAGGAGCUGGAGCAUGUCACCAAGAACUCAGAUGCAAGGAAUGAGCGGGCAAAGGCCCUGGCCCAGAGAGAGCUGGUCAACAUGGCCAAGGUUUGGCGCGCGGAGCGAGCCGUGGAAGAGUGCCGGGGUAUCAAAGAGGUGUCCCAAGCUCGACUGGAGUUCUGGCGU